Molecule: messenger RNA, 1542 nt
Organism: Prunus avium (sweet cherry)
Lineage: Eukaryota; Viridiplantae; Streptophyta; Magnoliopsida; Rosales; Rosaceae
Gene: TIM50
Product: Haloacid dehalogenase-like hydrolase (HAD) superfamily protein
Source: RefSeq, a predicted model, not a curated record
GACAUCCAAACACCCCUCCGUAUUAAGAAGUUCAAUACAAUUCCAAUACCCAAACACCCCUUCUGUCUCUGUCUCUCUCUCUCUCUCUUUCAGUCUCUCUCUCUCGCAAAACCCUAUUAACCCCAAACAGGCGAUCACAAGCAAAACCUCUCUAAAACCCUAAAAAUGUCUUCGAUACUUCUUCGAUCCCGUUUAGUCUCCCGGGUAUUAAAGCGUAAUCGACGCCUAUUCAGCUCCGAUGUGGCUUCAACCCCUCCCAAAGAGCCGCUCAUCGGGGCUCAAGCCCUAGUCUCCGAUCUCACGCCUCCACCUCCACCACCGCCACCACCACCUAGUACUGAGGCUUCGAACGCGUCAAGUGGAAAAGCUUGGAACUUCCUCAAGUACUCGCUCAUUGGCGCGAUCACUGGAGCCACUGCCACUGUUGGUUAUGCCUCCUAUGCGUACUCUGUGGAUGAAAUCGAGGAAAAGACGAAGGCUCUCCGGGCAGCACCUUCAAAUAUCAAGGUGGCAGAUGAUGCACCUGCUCUUGAGAAAUUUAAAAAUCGGGUAUACUCUUCUGCAAUUACAGUGCCUGCUAAAGCAGCCGAAGUUUAUAUUGAUGCAAGGAGGACGAUUGAAGAACAAAUUCGAGGUUAUACUGAACCAUACGCAGAGAAGCUUCUUCCAGAUUUGCAUCCCAUGGAGCGACAUGUUUUUACACUUGUUUUGGAUCUGCAGGAGACGUUACUUUACUCUUAUUGGACGCGAGAAAAGGGCUGGCAGACUAUCAAAAGACCUGGAGUUGAUGCUUUCUUGGAACAUCUUGCUCAGUUUUAUGAAAUCAUCGUGUAUUCAGACUAUUCUAAUAUGUAUGUAGAUCCUGUAAUGGAGAGACUGGACACAAAGCAUUGUGUAAGAUAUAGGCUAGGAAAGGCUGCCACUAAGUAUCAGAAUGGAAAACAUUAUAGGGACCUUUCCAAACUUAAUAGAGAUCCAAAUAAAAUCAUCUAUCUGAGUGCCCACGCACGAGAAAAUAGCCUUCAGCCUGAAAAUGGUGCCAUAAUAAAGCCAUACAAGUAUGAGAUGGAUGACACAGCUCUUGUGGAUUUCAUACCAUUUCUUGAAUUUGUCGCCCGUAACCCUCCAGCAGAUAUUAGGCAAGUAUUAGCAUCGUAUGAAGGGCGUGAUAUCCCUGCAGAGUUCAUUAGGCGUUCUAAAGAGCAUCAGAGGCGAAUGCAAGAACAGAAGCAGCAAGGUCGAUUGUGGAGACGUUGAGGUCAGGAAGGAGACCGAAUCAGAAUAUUGUAAAGACUAGGUGAUGUUUUCAAGUAUAACUUCCGAGCUGGUUUUCCAGUCAGUGUUAGCUAUCAAGCUCAAGCCAAUUCCGGAGAAAUUUUGAAUUGAUUAUAUAAUUCUUUUGCGGCAUAUUAAAUCUGAUUGCUCAGUUCAGUCUUUGGGCUGUUGACAUCAUAUUUUUGGCAUCAAUUUAGCUGAAAUUUUGCUCACAGAAAUUUAUAUUUUGUAAUACCCUGAGAAUAAAUUAUUCUUAACUUGUUUGUU